AUGGAUCUGGGAUUGGAAGGUGCAGGGGCACAGGAGUUUUUCGAUGAGCUUUCGGAAGAUGAUCACAUGCCAGGGGUGGAAGAAGCGGAAGAGGCAAAAGAUGGAAAGAAGAAAAAGGCCACAGCGGCAAAGAAAAAGACUGUGAGCAAUCGCGUAACCUUGAACGAAAAUCGCGUUACAGGAAAGCAAGGUCUCGUUAAAUAUUUGUCAUACUUCCAGAAUAUGAAUUUGUCAAAGGAGAAAAACUCUGAGUACGCAAAUCUUCAAAUCUUAAUGUCGCGGUUAGAGCGUUGGAGCCACGAUUUGUAUCCGAAAUUUACGCUGGACGCGACUCUCCAGAAGAUUGAAUCAAUGGGCACGAAAAGCCUCGUAAGGAAUACAAUCAAGCGUAUUCGGCUAAAUGAGCUCAACGAACAGCUUGAUAACGAAAACGACGACUCAGUGCGCCGUGGCGAUGUAGCGCAAUCAGCAGAGGCUGCAUUUGAUGAUCUCGCCCAGUUGGAUGAAAUGAUAGAAUCGAACCGGAAGCGCGCACUUUCAGACCCCGAAUCGGGCGAAUCACAUAACCCACCGAAAAAGACAUUGACGGACGAGCAAAAAGCUAGAAUGGAAGAAAACAAGCGAAAAGCGCUAGAGAAAAAGAGAGCUCGCGAAAUGGAAGCCCUUGAAAAGGCAGCCGAAGAAGCUCGACAAAGAGAAGAGGACGAGCUACUCGCUGAUUUCGACAUGUAA
Oikopleura dioica is the source of this 732-nucleotide messenger RNA. The record is from the annotation of a GenBank genome assembly. NCBI's taxonomy places the organism in Eukaryota, Metazoa, Chordata, Appendicularia, Copelata, Oikopleuridae.